Molecule: messenger RNA, 1305 nt
Organism: Apis laboriosa (Himalayan honeybee)
Lineage: Eukaryota; Metazoa; Arthropoda; Insecta; Hymenoptera; Apidae
Product: homeobox protein unc-42
Exons: 6
Coding region: 1-840 (279 amino acids)
Biological process (GO): regulation of transcription by RNA polymerase II
Molecular function (GO): DNA-binding transcription factor activity, RNA polymerase II-specific; RNA polymerase II transcription regulatory region sequence-specific DNA binding
Source: RefSeq, a predicted model, not a curated record
AUGGACGAAUUAAGGCCGAACCUCGGCUUGCUUGGUGUCGGCCUCGUCGAAAACGAGACUUUCCACUUGAACCAAGAGAAGAGAAAGUGCAGCAGCACGAGUUCGAACGAGCAAGAUUUCAGUCUUUACGGGGUACACCAAGGCCUCGAGGCUAGCCCGCCGACACCGGCCGCGACGCCGGGAAGGAGCAGUGUUGGGGCUACUUCCACCGUUGGCGCGGAAGGAGCGUUUAAGAAAUUAAAACCUGACCCCUGUGCUUCGAGUCCUCACAUAGGUCAUACGCCAACCACCGCCAGUUGUCCAACACCUGCUCGACGACGGCACAGGACUACAUUUACGCAGGAGCAGCUGGCAGAAUUGGAAUCGGCAUUCGCAAAAUCUCAUUAUCCAGACAUAUACUGCAGGGAGGAAUUGGCAAGGUCCACCAAAUUGAACGAAGCUAGAAUUCAGGUCUGGUUUCAAAAUAGAAGAGCAAAAUAUCGGAAGCAAGAAAAACAACUUCAGAAGGCUUUGACUCCAAUUCCUGCUUGUCAAGGUGCUAUGAUGAGGAAUAUAUAUCCUGGUGCUAGCAGAGGUUAUCAACCGUAUCCUCAUCCUCAUAAUAGCAUAAAUGGAAUAAAUCGUUAUCCUCAGAUGGGCACGACGUCCUAUCCAAGUAUGACCCAGCCAUUUUCUAUGUCACAUUCAGCGUCAAAUAUGUCUGCAGUUACUGGUAUGAGACAAGAUGCAAUGGGAAUGUCAGCUGAAGAUGAAUGGUACAACAAAAGUAUUUCCGCUCUGAGAAUGAAUACGGCACAUCAUCCUAACCUCGCUGCGCCAAUGCUACAAUAUCAAACAUAAUUGUAAACAUAUACGAAUGGAUAAUUCGACGAAAUCGUUAUGAAAUAUUAUAUUUGACUGCGUAUCUUCAUUCAGACAAUUAAAAACGUGUUGUCAAGAGAAGAAGAGGAAAAAGUUGUUUCAAAAAUACUAUGAAGCAUUAAAUUAAGAAAAAAAAAGUGAAACGAAAUCAAAUUAAAUCAUGUGACAUUUUACACAAAAAAAAAAAAAAAAAGAACGAAAAAUUCGAAUUUCCAAUAGACACGAAAAUAAAUAAUCGUGUUUCCAUUUUAAUGUCUUACCAGGAUUAUUCAUUUAUUAAUAAUAUUAUUGAUAGAAAAAUCAGUCCUGACUAUUGCGUUCAAAUUAACGAGAGAUAUCACCUAACAUUUCAUCAUAAUGUUAACGAUAUUUUGGUAAAGUAACUUUGUUAAUAUCAUUUGAUAUUAUUAAUAAAAAAUAUAUAUAUAUAUAUAUAUUAUUCAU